AACUUCAUGAGAGUCUUAAACGAAAGCGGAGCUGUUGACUAAUACGGGCAAUUAAUCCCUCUUGCUAGUGCUUCACUAAGGAUAAGUUUCGGGAUUUCCGAGCGCCUGCAGUGAGGAUUAAUGUUUCUCGAGUUCAUUACCAGCUGGAUAGCUCAAAUACUUGAAUCCAAUAUCACUGUCACCGGAACCAGGAACCAUCCCCCCUAGCCCGCAAUCAUGGCUAGCAACAUUUCUGAUCUCCGCGUUGAGAUCAUCACGAAUGCGGAGGACAUCAUAAGCAGCUUCGACUGCGCGUGCAAGACCUUCGGUAGCCAGACCCAUGAUGCUAUCUGGAUCGUCAUGAACCCUGGUUGGGAUACCCCCGAGGGGAGAGCCAAAGGUGCUCAGCGCAUGGUGGACCGCUGGAGUGGUGUGAAGAAGGACAACAAGGGCGAACUGAACGUCAUGCACGUCAAGGCGACUCUGCCAGACCCCGAGCGAGAAGGCGAGCGUAUCCUAGUGGGCGUCGCAAUCUGGGUCCACGCAUCGGCCGUCGAGGGCCAGGGAGAUGUCCCAGUCGAGGACACCCGCGCCGACCUCGAAGCGCUGUAUCCUGGCAACGAGGCCGAGCAACGUUACGGCUGCCAGCUUCUCGAGUCGCUGCACCGACGACGUUUCGAGGUGAUCAGGGAAAAGGCGACCGCUUCACCGCCGACAGUCAUGGUUCUGGACCUUUGCGUCGUUGACCCGGUCUUCCAGGGCAAGGGCAUCGCGAGAAAGCUGGUGCAGUGGGGUUUAGAUGAGGCACAACGCCGGGGCGGGAUUGAGGCUAUUCUGGAGGGAUCUAGCAUGGGCAGACAUCUCUACGCAAAGAUGGGAUUUAAGGCCGAAGGGGAUGUUGAGUACAUUGUUGACGCCGAGUUUGCGGACCGAGACCGGCCGCCCAACCUUUUUAUGCGGACGCAAGGAUGAUGACCAUCUACUCAUUUCGUGUAAAUAAGUAAUGAUAGAGUAAUUGGAUUUCCCUUGAGGGACUUUCGAUGGCUAGAAUAGAGGCCGUUCUAGUACUUCUCAAAUUCGAUGUCAGUUGGAUAAAGU
Messenger RNA from Ilyonectria robusta, 1077 nucleotides. RefSeq lists its product as uncharacterized. NCBI's taxonomy places the organism in Eukaryota, Fungi, Ascomycota, Sordariomycetes, Hypocreales, Nectriaceae. Gene Ontology annotation, molecular function: acyltransferase activity, transferring groups other than amino-acyl groups. The transcript has a single exon. The coding region runs from base 217 to 951 and encodes 244 amino acids. The record is from RefSeq and is a predicted model, not a curated record.